GAGCCCCUCCUUCUUUUAGCAGCAGAAGCAGCAAUGGCGACAGGUCUACUUCAAAGUGCUAUAGCUAGUAGGUCUUCAGGAGGAGGCGGUGAUGAUUCCAUCUGUUCAAGGAGCUCUGACAAGUGUGAUCUCAACAUCACCUCGGUGGACCAGACACAGAAGCUCUUGCGUCUGCUUGGCAGUCUGGCCGUGCCUGACCCUCGGAGGGAGGAGGGGGAGUGGGCCAGCCUCUUCUCCCUCGAGUCCCUACGCCUCUCACUGCCGCAGAUCAUCCAGGACUGCAGACCAGCUAACAAGGGGUCUUUGUUUGAGGAGUUCCCAUUCUGUAAUCACCUCUCAGUGUUCGGCACCUUUGUCAAACACCCCCCACCAAGUCCAUCCAGACCCAAACUUCACGUGAACCUCACUACCCUCUCACUCAAGAAGAGAUACUUGAAGCUUCUCGUGAGAUUCUACAAGAGUCGAAUCCAGUGGUUGUCCGAAGACAGCAGACGAUCGUUUGGUGUUGUCAAAGGCAAGAGAGUGGUUGUUCUAGUGGAGGAUUCUGCUCAGCUGGGGGUCCUGGACGCUGGCCGGGGGGUAGAGAGACUGAGAGAUACCCUGAGGUUGCUGGUGGAGGAGCAGUUGCAGGGAAAAGAGUGUGUGUAUUUAAUCAAGUUUGGGAGUAGAGCUAGUCCCAGUAGACCACACCCACUUCCCUUCCUAGUCAAGAGGACACAGUGCAAGGCAUUUGCGGACCAGUGGGUGGGGCUCUUGGAGGGGGAGGGGGGCUGCAAUCUGUUGGAUGCCCUCAGGGCAGCACUGCGUCUGUCUCCCAUGGACACAGUGUGUGUGGUACUGCAAACACAACCGGACCAGGACCUGGGGCUGGUGAGGGACUAUCUAGUGGACAAUCUGACGGGAGAGGCUGCACCACGACUACACUUUGUCAGCCACCACAGUUGCCAGGAGUUACGGACUGAGCUGGCAGAGUUGGCAUCAGCCACUAACGGACACUUCCACAGCGUGUGUCUGGAGGCAGGAAAUAACGAGGAGAUGACAUAUAUGGUUGAGGACAGUGAUAUAGAGUCCAUACGACAGCAGAUCAGUCUUACCCAGAGCACACUAGCGGACGUGGGGAGGCUGAAGUACGGUCCCCUAGAUGACCCCACACUGACCGUACUCAGAGAGCUCUCUCUCACAACUGAGUGGGCGGAGGAUGACACCUUCACCACCCUGCCACGCCCCUCUGAAGACCACACCCACACAAUGGACACCCGACAAUGGCUACAAACACACAGUGUUGAGAGUGUAGGGUUGGGUCUGUACAAGUUCCUGGCACCCAACGCUUACCCACAACUGUCUGAGCAUGUGCAGAUCAUCGACCGCAUGGCAGUGUCACACGUCUACGAUGUGAUGCCAAUAUUCACUUGGGAUGAUGGCUCCAUUGUCUACCUACAUAUCGACGUCCACGGCUUUCAUGAGUAUCUCCACACCCUCACCGCCCACCUCACACGCACUCUGACCCCUCGUCUCCAAUGGCUUCUCUCUGGUAGCAGUGUCCCCUUUGGUGUACUGACAGAGCCGAGGGUGGUCCUUGUUUUAGACUCCUCCCACUGUGUGCUAGCGGAGGUACUCACACUGCAGGCUCACCUCAGACUAUUGCUGGAGGAGCAGCUCUCUCGUGUAAAGGAGUUCAAUAUGAUCAGUUUUGGAACCGAUUGCUCUGUGCUGAGUCAGCAAUUUUGUGAGCCCUCAAGAGAGACGCUACUACAAGCAUGGGAGUGGAUCCUGGCUAUGAGUCCGUCCGGAUCAUGUGAUCUCCUGUCAGCCCUCAGAGCUGUGUUUGAGGGUGGUGCUCUACUCAACACUGAGCAAGAUGCUGAUGAUCCUGUUGGUGUGUACCUAGUAGUCACCUCAAUGCCAGAUCAGCAUCUGGAGAGUGUCUGCGGUUAUAUAGAGCAGAUGAUUGCCGGUCGAGCCAUCACUCUUCACACUGUUUACUACAAUAUGGAGUUCUCUGCUGGGGGUCUGGUGAUGCCAGAAAGAGAGGGGGCGGAGUUCUCUGCUGGGGGUAUGGUGGUCCCGGGAAAAGAGGGGGUGGAGUUCUCUGCUGGGGGUCUGGUGAUGCCGGGAAGAGAGGGGGGACGAUACGGAAAUGAGGCGGAGACAGAGGACUUUCUCAGGGCAGUCGCUAAGAGUGGGCGGGGCAGGUUCCAUCAAUUCAGGAUAUCAGGUGACUGUGAUGGUGACGAUAGUGAAUUAUUGUUAGAAGAGAUCCGAUUGGCCCAUUCUCAUCACACCACUGCCGAGACAAUACUCAAUGAUUACCGAGACUUCUGUAGAAGAAAUGUUCCCCCUCCCCCUCCACUCGUCUCUGCUGGGGGUCCUGAACAAAGACACCCUCCACCCCCCACACAGCCUCGUCAGACAGCAGCCUCACUCGCUAGACUGAACACUGGUAUAAAGAAGGCAGCCUCCCACCAGCCUCCUCCACGUGUGAAGGGCAAGGGAGGGAGACUGCUCCUCAAGUCUCAGCUCCUGUACACAGGCCACCGCAACCAGAAAGUGAUGUCAUUGGACCUCCAGUCUACAAAGUCAGAUUGUAUCAAGAAGAGAAAACCACUUAUUCCAACCAAGGAGGCUUUUAUCUCUUCCAAAGAUUGGCUAUUGAGGUACAGUGUGGAGAAAUUGGAUCUCUCUUUCAGUCGGCUCUUACCAACCACCAAGCGCAGCCGUCACUCUAGUAGACCUGGCACACCGUCUGAGUCAGUGACACACAAACACAUCAACCAACAGGGCAAGAUGGUGGAACUGAUGGUGGAUCACACCGAACUGAAGACCUACGUCACCUCUCUUCAGAGUGUACUGCAAAGAUACCACUCGAGAUUGAGCUGGCUUCAGAAAGAUAGCCACAAGUGUUUUGGAGUAGUGACUGAAAAGGAUGCUGUGUUCCUAUUGGACGUUUCUAUCUCUAUGGCAACACAUCUAGACAGUAUCAAGGAUGGGCUUAGUCGCUGUCUUAGAGAACUUCCUCCAAAACUGAAGAGAUUCAAUAUAAUAGCAUACUCCUCUCAAGUUAUCGCCUGGCGUGAGACGCUAGUCCCUGUAUCCAUGGAAACCAUUACCGAGGCACUUGAUUGGACGAACACUCUCAAAGCUCAGGGAGGUAGCUGCUUACUGGAGGCCAUAAAGGUGGCCCUGGCGUUUGGAGCAGCUGCAGGGGGCGUGUACCUACUUACUGAUGGAGCGUCCAAUCACACGCAAGAAUACCUGCUGAGUCAGCUCCCAAUGUUACAGAGGAUGUACGGAGACACAUGCAGAGUGAACACUGUCACCCUAUCCAGUGCUGACAGUGAGGAUCGAUGCUUUCUAACGCAGUUGGCCCAUCGCACUGGGGGGAGGUUCCACGUUGCCAUGGCUACAGAGACAAGUCCGCUCACUGGAGACGACAUACACAUCCUCAAUAAAGAGAUCAUCAGAGCUCAGGAAUAUCUGGCCAGAGCCAAAAUAUUGCUAUAAUAAACUCAUAAUAAUGUCAUAAGAAUUAUCAUCCUUCAACAGCAGUAAAAUUCACCUCUCACAAUAAUAACUUUUUUUAUAACAAUAAUUUUGUCAGCAAAAAUUAACGUGCAUCUUUGUUUGUUAUUAAUAAACUGA
Molecule: messenger RNA, 3639 nt
Organism: Halichondria panicea
Lineage: Eukaryota; Metazoa; Porifera; Demospongiae; Suberitida; Halichondriidae
Product: von Willebrand factor A domain-containing protein 3A-like
Exons: 24
Coding region: 34-3501 (1155 amino acids)
Source: RefSeq, a predicted model, not a curated record